AUGCCGUCCGAAGCAUCUGCUUCACUUGCAGGAGCAGCCAACCCAACCUGCGAGAACUGCGGCACAAACAUAGGCCUCCAACGCAUUGACGGUACCAAGGUCAACGAUCUCGUCGACUGCCUGCGAGAUCGCCUGUCACGAGACGUUCACGGCAACUUCUUCCUCGAGGGCGCGAAGACUGGCAAAGAUACAAGGCACGGGCAGCUCGGUGACCUUUUCAGCUUGCUGGCCAACCUCGAGGGCUUUAAGGCGACCAUGGACAAACACAUCGCCCUUCACUCUCCCAAGGAGGUUGUCAAGCCAGAGAAGCCGAUCACGAUGAAUCAGAAUAUGACCGCUGUCGUCAAGUCAAUGGUGGAGCAAAUGAUGGACGGCCAACUUCGGGACCUUUCUAUCCGCUGCGAGCGUCUCGAAGGAGAACUAAAGGAUGUCAAGAAGUCUCGAAAUCUCACGGUUGCGAAAGUGAGCAAAACGGCGUCAACCGGCACCGAGUCCUCACACAGUGCAGCAGCAAGGAAGGUGGUGUCAGCCGAAGUGGCGAAAGUCGAGACACGCCUGACCACGACGGUCAGCACUCAAGUGGCGAAUCUCGACCUCCGCAUCGCCGGAGUGACGAACAAGCAAUCGGAAUCCAGCACUCACGGUGAUCGCAUACAUGACCUAGAGAGAGCCAAUGGCAUAAGCGACUACGACAUACGCGGUCUCGAAGCAAGAAUGGCCGAUGUGGAGCGGAAUUUUGAGCUUCGAGCGGAGGCAGAGACACAGCCUGACGUCAAGUCUCAUGAAGACCGACUUUCCUACCUAGAAUACGAAGUCACGCGCUUAGCGAUAUCGAAGGAUCUAGUGCUGGACGAUAUCGGCAAGCUCAGGAGUACUGUCGGAAAGUUGAAGGAUUGGCAGCACGACAUGACGCGCUGGAAAGCAGACUCGAAUGCCGCAGGCAGGGCAACUGAUGAGCAGGUCGCUCGCUUGCUGAGGCGUGGCGAUGUGACGAGGAAUGGCUGGGGGACUUACAGGCACAGACGGAUGGACUGA
Messenger RNA from Recurvomyces mirabilis, 1035 nucleotides. RefSeq lists its product as uncharacterized. The record is from RefSeq and is a predicted model, not a curated record. The coding region runs from base 1 to 1035 and encodes 344 amino acids. The transcript has a single exon. Lineage: Eukaryota; Fungi; Ascomycota; Dothideomycetes; Mycosphaerellales; Teratosphaeriaceae.